GAACACAUAAUACAACACGCUGAGUGUAGAGCGGACAGUCUGACAGUCUUCGGCAAGAAAGAUUGCAAGCGUCACUGGCACUGCACAACUACAUUCAGAAUUUGAUCGCCAAGACUUCAUAGAAAAUCUUUCAGCUAUUGUAAUUGAAGUAUCAAAUAAUUCACACCGGACACAAUACGGAGCAGAGGAUCAGCUGUUGGCAAGAAGCAGAAACGUGUCAAGAUGUUGACCGAUGAGGUUUCACAGGUGCAAGAGGUGAGAUACUGCCUGAAGACUCUGAGGGAGCAAAUGGCAGCCAGACAAAACAACAAUAAUAAGAUUCCAUCUAAUGGCUUUAAAGUCGACUUGCUUGUUAGCAAAGCCAAUGGCUCCAAUGGGUUUUUGAAUGGAUCUCACUCAAAAAGUCAGGGUCAGGAGGAUGAUAACUGCAUAGCCUUAAAAGAAGUCACCAAACAUAUGUACACUCGUCUGCAAGAGAUGGAGAAGAGACACCAGCAGGAGAAAGAGAGACUACAGGCAGAAAACAUUGAAUAUCAGCAGGGAUUUCUAGAGGAUUAUAACUCUCACAUGCAGAAAGCAGAAACCAAGGCAGAGGAACAGAGCAAAAAGGUGGAAGAGAUGCAGAAGCGUAUGGGUGGUUUGGAGCUGGAAAAUGCCACACUACGAGAAAAAUUGGCUGCUAGUGAGGCUGAACUCGAGAAACUGCGAGGACUGAAGAAAAUGGAUAGUGAGGACAGGUCUGAACAACUGAAAAAGGAGCUGGCAACUCUGAAAACUAAAAACCAUAACUUGGAUGACAUGCUCAAAAGUCAACAACGGAAAAUCAGAAACAUGAUUGAACAGGUGCAAAAUUCACGAACCGUAAUGGAGCAAAGAGACCGACUGAUCGCCGACCUUAAAGAGAGGGUGUCUUUCCUUGAAGCUGAGAAUACAGAGAUGCAUGACCGGAUGGAGUUUUAUACGGGCAGUCAAGUGCCUAAACCAUAUAACUCAGACAUGGGGUCCAAGGUUGUCUACAGCAAACCUCUGACGCCAACAAGCCCAGGAAACCGGUCGCUGCCAUUCAUCAAAGUGGUCGAGAUCAAGUCUUAAACAACAGGAGGAAAAGAUGAAGAUUACUGAUGGAAGAGAGGGAGACAGUGAGUGAGAGACACAUUGUGGAAAUAGCAACAAGCAUUCCCUCUCCCAAACUUUAUGCAACAUCCAUCAGUUUAGCACACAUCUACUUAUUUUGUAAAUAAGUGAUACGAUACUUUGUAUAUAGGACUGUUCUGUCUCGCUUUAAUUGUAAUGUCACAUGUAUACUGGAUUUGUAGAUCAUACACUACAUUUUCAUGCCUCAAGCAACUAUAUUAAUUGUAGAAGAUCUUAUAAGUGGUGAAAUUCAUAUUUCCUAAUGAUCUGCCACUGUGUCUGUUCCAUCAUGUUACAAUCUGAUAGUGUAGCCAUUGUAUAAAUAUUGUUACAGACAGCCAAUUUGAGUAAUCUGAUGAAGCCAAAAUUUAUCCCAUAUAUAAUAAAAACACAAACAAUAUUUCUGUGCUACUUAUGUACCUGUGCAUACUAUAUACUGAUAUACAGUUCUGAAUUUAACUACCUUGCAUAGUCUUUAGCUCUUUUCCCAUUGGGAACUGUAAUUGCAUUGUGUUCUGAAAAACUAUUUUUUUUGUUACUGUAUUCAGUGAUAGACUCUCUUCCAUCCAUCUCUCAUUAAAUGUGAAAAAUUGUGUUAUUGUAGAUGGAAUUGUUGUACUAUGCACAUUUCUCUGGUAUUGUAUUUAGCUGGUACAUGUAUUUAUCUUAAGGGCUAAUAAAUAAAACGUAUUUAAGACUGCUUGCAA
Messenger RNA from Rhinichthys klamathensis goyatoka, 1841 nucleotides. RefSeq names its product tuftelin 1b (gene tuft1b). The transcript has 11 exons. The record is from RefSeq and is a predicted model, not a curated record. The coding region runs from base 223 to 1092 and encodes 289 amino acids. Gene Ontology annotation, biological process: intracellular signal transduction. NCBI's taxonomy places the organism in Eukaryota, Metazoa, Chordata, Actinopteri, Cypriniformes, Leuciscidae. Gene Ontology annotation, cellular component: intracellular anatomical structure.